AUGUCUUCCACGUCAACAGACUCGUUCCCUCAAUCGACCGUUGUUAUUGAAAAUCCAUUUAAAUUUCAAUGGCCUAAUAUUUAUGCUCGAAUUAUGGAGCCAAUAUUUGAUUGGAAUCAGUUUCGACGUACUCAUUUGCAAUUUAAAACUGGUGAAACCAUCCAUCAUAGUCGCGUGUAUGAUCGAUGCAAUUGCUCAAUGGUAUCAACAUCUACUGAUAUCACUUUACCACCGUGCUCUGUUCACGCUGCUCAUCGCUAUAUUCAGUUGAAAACGGGUGAUACUAAUCCAAUUCAAACAUGUCCAUGUGAAUUUUGUCGAAAACGUCUACGUGAAGAUGAGCGACCAUUAGGUCUUCCAUCACAUUCAGAUCUUAGACGUUUGUAUCCAUCAACAAUAUUUAAAUCCAAUUCCACCAUGAUGUAUUUAUCGCGUCCACAUAGUGCACCAACAUUGCAUAGUGCAGAUCCAACAUUUCCAUUAGAGCAAACAUUUGCUAUGAGAUAUAUUCCAACGUAUAAACGUUAUACUCGUCCAGAUGGCAUUAAAGAAGAAAUAUUUGAUAUUCAACAGGUGCCAAUAUCAAAAUCAGCAAUACCUACACAAUUGGGAUUACGUUUAGAUGCGGAACCAAAUCAUGAUCAUUAUGCAAUGUUAAAUUUACCAUCACGUGAUGCCUAUUUUAGAAACAUGUUGGACUACUUUGAAGGCGGAUCAUCAAUGGUUACAAACUAA
Didymodactylos carnosus is the source of this 735-nucleotide messenger RNA. The record is from the annotation of a GenBank genome assembly. Lineage: Eukaryota; Metazoa; Rotifera; Eurotatoria; Philodinida; Philodinidae.